AUGGACAUAUUGCGAUUCACAUUUGGUAAUUUAGAUGAUGUAUUCCGUAUAUGGCUUUCAAUGAAGAUGUCCACUAUUUUUAUACCAUUUUGGGGUGUUCUAUUGUGGAUGGCUUAUAGACCAAAGGUUGGCAAGAAAAUCUGUCCAACGGAUUGGAUUUUCUUUAUUGCGUAUAUCAUUUAUCAGGUGGUGUUUUUCAUGACGUCAUUUCGCUUUACAAUAAUUUGUGACUUGCCACCGGCUAGUACAGCAAUCGUCACAGGUGAACAAGUUCGAUUAGUUAUGAAAUCACAUGCAUUCGUACGCUAUGCAAUUGGUAGAAUAUUUGAAGAAGGUCAAGAUGAAUCAACACCACCAUCACCAACGACCACUGUAACAGCAGGAAUCAACAAUCAUCAUUAUGUAAACCAAUCAAAUUCAUGUGUUAUAGAAAUGGAGGAAUUUCCUAAUUUCUCACGUUAUCUUUAUUUUUUGCUAGCCCCAACUUUAGUUUAUCGUGAAAAAUAUCCACGUACUCGUAGUAUACGAUGGUAUUUUGUUUUUUCCAAUUUCUUACAAGGUAGUGGACGUGGUUGGAAUGUAGUUAUUUGGAUAUUAUUAUUUAUUGGUUGGGGUCAAAUGAUUUGUUUAUAUUCAAUGGAAUGGUAUGCACGAAAAAACUGUCCACCAGUUAUGGAUGGUUAUCUGAAUUUCUUUAUGCCACAUAUUAUAUUAUGUCCUAGUACUAACCAUACUGGGCAUGUUUGA
Molecule: messenger RNA, 747 nt
Organism: Schistosoma curassoni
Lineage: Eukaryota; Metazoa; Platyhelminthes; Trematoda; Strigeidida; Schistosomatidae
Source: the annotation of a GenBank genome assembly